Entamoeba nuttalli P19 is the source of this 2559-nucleotide messenger RNA. RefSeq lists its product as hypothetical. The transcript has 2 exons. NCBI's taxonomy places the organism in Eukaryota, Evosea, Mastigamoebida, Endamoebidae. The record is from RefSeq and is a predicted model, not a curated record. Bases 1 to 2559 code for a protein of 852 amino acids. Gene Ontology annotation, biological process: actin filament organization.
AUGAAUAAACCACAAAGUAUUAACUUUGAAGCACUUGAUGAUAACUGUCCUCCAGAACAAUUACCAGAGUCAUGGAAAAUUAUAUUAAGAGAAGCUGGUGUUAAAAAGAAAGACCUUCAAAAUCCAGAAACAAGAAAGAAAGUAUAUGCUUAUAUGAGACAAUCAGUUUAUGUUAAAAAAACUCAAGAAGAAUUAGAUAAACAGAAAGUCUCUGCUCAUGAUGUUAGAAGGAUGUCUGUUUCUGUAAAACAGAGAUAUAAAGUCAUAGAAGGAAAACAAAGAACACAACCCAACUUUGUUUCUGCUAAACCACAAACUGAUGUUAAACAAAGUUCUUUCUUAAGUACAAGACAACCACAUAUGAAAUCACCAAACACUACUCCUCAACACCAAACACAAUCACCUUCUGUGACUUCAACAAAAACAACACAAGCUUUGUUUCAGAAAACUUCUACUUCUCCAUCAAUAAAAUUUGGUCAAACACCAACUAAACAACAAACUAAUGUAGAAAAUUCUCCUACCAGAAUAAAAACUCCAGAAAAACCAACACUUACCAACUCAAAAAGUCCUGAGUCCCAACAACCAAUAACACCUAAACCUACUGGUUAUGGUUCUAAAACUCCUUCGUCUUUAACAACACAACCUAAAUUACAAACAAAAUCUAAUAGUAUGUUUUCGAAAAAAUCAGUUAAACCAGCAACUACAUCUAGUACAACAAAUAAACCUUCUAGUACAUCAACACCUACUGUUAGUACACCUUCUAGUAAUAAUGUGUCAUCAACUCAAAAAUCACAAAAUUCAUCAUCAUUUGCUCCUCAUGCUUUUGGUUCAAAAGUUGAUACGUCUGCAAAGUCAGGAUCAGUUAAUAAUCCCACUCACUUUGUUUCUAGUCCUCAACCACAACCUAUUACAAAGAAAUCAUUUACAACGCCAUCUUCUUCAACUCUUAAACAAACAACUCCAUCACAACCACAAAGCUCUUCAAUUAACUCAUUUAAUAAAUCAAGUGUAGUUAAACAAACUACUACUUCCUCAGUUAAUACUAGUAAACCACUAACAUCUAAAUCACCUACAUCAUCUUUGAAUGAAAAUAAAGUAUCAACAGGUUCUCACAUCAACUCUACUAUAUCAUCUCCAAUUAAACAAACACAACCAACAACAUCACAAACUCUUCAAACGAGAAAACAAUCACUAUCAUCUUCUCAUCAAAUAAGUGCUGAACAAAUGAAACAACCGUUAUUUAAAACAUCAACUAAUACUCAAAAACAGCAACCAAGUAUUUCUAAACAGGAAUCUUUUUCUUCACAACGAGUUGCUAAAUCACCAGAGCCAGCCUUGAAAGAUGUGUCUCAAAAUGUUUCUAAAUCCACUGAACCUGCUAAAACAAAUACUACAGUUAAAGGAAUACAAAAACAAUGUAAUAGUCCUGUUAAAGAAACAGAAUCAUCUACCGUACAAGAAACUAUUAAAUCACCAAAAACUCAACAACCUAACAUUGAAAAACCUAUAGUGUCUAAGCACCAAUCUACUGCUAGCCAACCUAAAUUAUUGGUAAAUCUUAAAUCAUCACCUACAAGCUCAUCUCCAUCAAAUACAAAUAGUAGUGAAAAAGAAAAAGUUGAUUUAUCUAAAAUGUCAUUUGUCCAAAGACAACGAUAUUUGAGAGAGCAGCAAGACUUAGAAGCACAAAAAACUUCUGUAACACGUAAUGCUGUUAAGCCAACUCCUUCAUUCAAAAAGUCUGCAACACAAAGCAGCAUUAUUGAAGAAAAACAAAAGGAAGGCAUGAAACAAGAAACUAACCAACAAACUGAAGAAGUUGAUUUGUCUAAAAUGACAUUUGUCCAACGACAACGCUGGGAAAGAGAACAACAAGAUAAGAGAGCAGAACAAACAACCGCAAAAUCACAUGGAUAUGAAGCAAAGUUUGCUAAACAAACAUCAACUCCUAAAGACAUUGUUUAUCAAGACAGCCAUGAAGAUAUAAAUGGUGCUAACAAAGAACUACAACAGGGUAACGAAGAAGACCAAUGUGUCAAACCUUCUAGUAUGGGACUCAAGUCAAGUGCUGCUCAAAUUGUGGCUCAAAGGAAAAAAUUACCAAAGAGUGGAAAGAACAAUACUUUAACAGGAUCAGCAUCACUUAAUGCUUAUAUCCAAAGACAAGAACAAUACAAACAAGAUGAAAUUGAAAGAGAAAAAAUACGUAUGGAAAUGCAAAGAAAACGUGAAGAAAUUCAAAGAAAACAAGACGAAAUUAGAAAGAUGAGAGAAGAAACUGAAAAACAACAUAAGAAAGGAGAAGAAAGAUUAAAACAAGAAGAAGAACGAUUCAAGAAAGAAGAGGAAGAAAGAAAGAAAAAGGAAGAAGAACGUUUACGACAAGAAGAAGAAGAGAACAAAAGAAUUAAAGAAGAAAGACAACGUAAAGAAGAGGAAUUGAGAAAAAAGAAAGCUGAAGAAGAACGAAAGAGAAAAUUAGAAGAAGAAGCACAGAAAAGUAGAAGAAGAGUUAAAGAAGAAAGAAGAGGAAGAAAGAAAAAGAAAAGAAGCUAUUGA